AUGUGUUUCCUUCAUGGUGUUCUUGAGACUGUGAAAGGUGAUGAGAGUGUUACAACUUAUGAUGUUCAAGAUAAAAUCAAGAAUCUUCCUUCUAAAAUCGGUGAGUUGAUGCAUAAUGGUUCUCAUAAUUUUCAGACAGCCAUCGCAGAAGUCUCCGCGGCGCUGCGGGCGUGGAGCGGGGAGCUCGAGAGGAGGACUGGAGAAGUUAGAGAGACUUUUAAAACACUUAACACAACUAGAAUUACUAAUUUUGAUAGUUCAUUUAGCGCACUUGUAAAUUGUGAGUCUCGUGACGUUGCCACCAAAUUGGAGGCAUGCUUCACUGAGGCUGAUAGGCUUCAGAAGGCCUUUAGCGACGCCUUUAAGGCGUAUAAUAGAUUAGACCCUAAGCUUCGAAAGAAGCUUAAUUAUAAUGUACGCACAGUAGAAAUGCAUGUUGAGAGGUUUGUGAGUGCUGCUAGUAACACAGAAUUGAAAGUCGUAGUCGAUACGGCUAGGGUGGAGUUGGAGAUACUGCAAAACACAGUUAGCACGGAGAUUGGUGGGCGCAUUAGAAAGCUGCAGACCACAUUGGAAGAUGAAUUUAAGAAGAAAAUUCAGGGUCCGAUUACCAAGGUAAAGGAGAAUUUAACUCAAGUUGACAACGACCUGAAGCAAUGGAUCCAAAAGGCUGCAGAAAUUGUAACAGCGGUAAAGGACAGGGCCGAUGAAAUUUAUAAGGAAAUUGAUGGGAAGAAUGAUACCAGUGUGACUAUUCAUCCUAAGAUUGGAGAAAUCGAGAAGGCUAAAAAUCUAAUUUACAAUAAAAAAGAAGACCUUGGCAGCGAAGUUGUAAAUCUAGAGAAAUGGAAAGAGGAUGCUGCCAAAGCUGUGGAUGAGGCGGAAAAUAAGUGUUGUCAGAUACUUGGGAAGGUGCAGGAUGGACGCAAUAAGAAUAAGGGUAAGACGGAAGUGAAGAAGAGUGGUGAAGCAUUGAAGGAGAAAGCUACAAAGCUGUUAGAUGCCCUCCAGAACGCUCAUAAGAGUAUCACUGAAUUACAGAGUCAAGCUAUGGCUGCCGUUAACAAGUUGGAUAAGGAAGUGAGAGAGGGCUUGGGGAAAGCGAAGAGAGAAAUAAUCAAGAAAAUUAAGGUGUAUGUUGACACACUGGGUAAAAUUAGAACGGAUAACAGCAAAAGUAAACUUCAAGUUGAUGGUCAAGAUAUUGAAGCAGUUUUAGGGAGCGGCAGCAGUUUGAGAAAAUUGCUCGAUGAGGCCGUAAAAAAUAAUCUUGAUUCUGAGUCUGGAAAAAUUAAUGCCGAAGCUAUGAAAGACACCUUCGCUGCUUUACAGGAAACAUACAAAGGCAAAACGGGCUAUGAACGUAAUCUCAUCGUGGCCAUUAAGAAAGAUAUUGUCGAUAAAAUCGACGAGGAAUUGCCGUACGAAAACGUGUAUUCGGAAGUUGUACAGCCUUCCAAGGCUAAGUCACAUUUUCCGAAUUAUAAGGAAAGCAAAAGUCAACUUGACACCGUGAUCCCCAGGUUCCUCAGUGAGGGGCUGCUAGGGGCUUUUACAAAUGGUGGUUUAGUCACAGAUCCGAGCGAAGUCCGUUCGGAAAAGGAAGCAGUUUCUGGUUAUCUUGCAGAAAUUACUAAAGAGCUUAUGGAGCUUACUAAAUUGGUUGAUGGCAACUCAUUCUUGGGAAAGGACGAUGAAAAGGGUGUCAAAAUUCUUGUGGGCAAGCUUAAGAAAAUGCUUGCAAAUGGUGAUGCAAAAACAUGGGAUGUAUAUUCCAACGGCCUUGGCAAAAUCUUUAAGAGACUUAAAGACAUUGAUAAUGAGAUUCCUUCCCAAACUAAUGCUAUAGGCCAAGCCUUAGAAGCAAUUAAGAGCAAGCUAGGCGAUCUCACCGAUGUUUUGCAGAAGUCAUCACCCGGGGCAGACGUCAUCAACACACUAGGCGAUCUACUAGAGACGGGUAUUAACGGUCAGAGUGAAGCAACGUGGCAAGUUACUACCAAGGGUCUCCAAAACAUCCAAAAACGUCUUACCGGUAUCAUUGGUACUCAAGUCAAGGAGAUUGGUGACACAGUGCCCCAAACACUGGAACAAAUAAUUGCCGCUGCCACUAAAUUCUACGGCAAAAUCGAAUCAGAAGCUUAUAGUGCCACGAAUGCCAUUCUAAGCACCCUCUCUCAGCAGGUCACAUACGCAACGCUUACCGUCCAAAAUAAGGCAAAAGACGAGUACUACACGAAAAUUCAACCUAUGUUCGAAGCAAUGCAAAAAUCUGUCGCGACAGAAAUCAACAUUAUUAAUGAGGGUAUUACCAUGGACAUUGCCACCGGAACUAAAGGUCUACUGAGAAUCAUGAUGGAUCAUGCCAAUGAAGGGAACGAUAACAACGCACUUACAAAAAUUGAGACUUUCACACCUCUGAUAAAUAACAAGUUCACAACGCUGUCGUCCAAUAUGCGUCAUUAUUUGCAAACAAUUCUGAAGUACGUGGAAGAAGAAGUGAAAACGCCGUACAGUCCGCCGCUUCAACCCGCUGAAAAUGACAUUUCUAUUAAAGUCUAUGACGUAAAACAUUGCGUUGAUAAAUUACUCUCCCACCUAAACAAAACAGAUGAUCGUAUGUAUAACUUCGAUCAUGAUUUUGCAAAAUUACGCGAUUCGCUUAGGCAGCAACUCAGCACUUUCAGCCCUUCACGGUACAAUGGCAUUCAUAACCCCGCGUUGCUUGACGCCCUUCAUGCUGGUUUAACUGGGUUAUGCGGUCAACUGGACAAAGCGUACGUAAACAGAUAUAGUGGGCAUCCUGAUGCAAUUGACUUCAGUAACUUGGUCAAACAAAGCUCUGAUUCCAGUAAUGAAAAUGAGCUAAAGGAUGAGUUGACGCCGGACGGUGAAAAAUUAUCCAAGGUCUGUCUCACUUUGCUGACAAUCUUACAGCGUGACAUGAGAAACCUCAGUAAUGAAUGUAACGGUAAAUGUGCUGGCCGCACAAUCUACAAUACCGUCAAAAAGGAGAAUCCCCUUGGGCAACUCUUCCAGUCAUACGGCUAUACGGUACCAUCCGGCCAAGGAGCACAGGACGGUGAGUUGCAUCGUUCCACCAAAAAGGUGGGUAGGCUUAUUAUUGGUAAGCUGAGUGAAACGAUUACUAACGUCCAAAACAAUGGGCAUUUUAUGAAAUGUAAACCGAACGGAAAAGACAAACACAUUAAUGUUAUUGACGUGAUUAAAUGCCUUUUCAAACACCUAAAGCAAUAUUACGGUGUAUGCCAUCUGCAUAUUAAAGAGUCACCCAAGCCGCCAUGUAAUAUACACCAAAUGCUGUGCUGGUUCACAGGGCUUCCACAUAAUCCGAUAUAUGACAAACUCAAAGGUUACAUUACAAAGUUAUUUGAAGCUCCAGAUAAGACAGACCCGUCACGUCGAACUGUCCAGCCAAUUUACGCACAUCCAACGUUGUUUACCGAUCAUGAUGUUACGUCGACUCUUUACUUGGUCACAUCCCACUGCCAAUCCGUUCUCACUGCCAUCCUCGGCCACGGAGACUCCCAAACCACGUAUGGAUGUGACUUCCCCAGUAAUGCGCUUCAAUUGCAGUAUCCAUCGAAUCCUGCCGCAUGUUUUGAUCUGCUCUGCGAUAUGAUUCGUAGAUUGUUCUCAUCGCUCACAUUUCUGUGUAAGCUUUGUAGCGUGAAUGCUAUGCAUCACGGCUGGGCUGAGUGCCAGUAUGGCAAGGAUAUAUCCACAACCAAAUUCCCAUGUAAUGAUCACUCAACGACCAAACCAAAUUGCCAAGCAAACACCGAAGCAAAUGACCAAGCAACGUGCCAACCUAGAUCACCAUUAAUGAGUUACUUAAAUGACUGCCUACCCGGCCAUUUGCCUCAUAGGCUAGAAUCAGUCGGAUGCAAGUCUGAAUGUAAAACAUGUCCUUUCACUACACCCGGCAUGCCUUGUUUAACACCACUCGGAUUCAGAGGUUUCUCUGGAAGUACGCGCCUGGGCAAAGAGCUGGGCAAUGUGCUGAGCAAAAUGUUCGACGAGUCCCAUAUUUCAUGCCUGCUGUCCCUUUCACCCAAACCACCAGCAACGAUAGCUGAGCACUUUGGCUUCGUGCUGUCUCUACUUACUGGUAUAAAUGCCUCCAAACCUAAGCAGAGUAAUGGCAUCAAAUCAUUGAAAGAUGAAUUCGACACAUCAAUUAAAGGAACGUCUAUUGACCUUUAUAACGAAUCAUCUACCUUGACCGGUGCACUUACUAAUGCGUAUCGUAAUAGACAUAGCAACCAUGGAGGGAAGGACCACCUUACUUCAUAUGCUGACGUGUAUAGUCUAGCGAUGACACCAGCGUGUAAUGAUAGUGUCGGAAACGCAUUGUGCGCUCCGUACCUCUCACCGCUAUGCUGCGACACGUAUUAUUACUUAGGUAACAAGCAUUCUAACACAUACCUCUCCUGGGCCAUCUACCUCCCAUGGACAUUUUGGGAUCUACUCAACAAUUUGUACAAUUCCUUCUGCUCUAUCACUUGUGCAGAUUGGGGAUGCCGUGGAUGUCUCAGAGGGGACAAGUGUAGGAGUGGCAAGCAUGGUGUCGUUGAGGAUGAGAAGAAUGCAGACGCCGUGUGUCAGUGCACAUCCAUAGUAGCCUGCAGAGGCGUGGCACCGACGCUCUACCAGUAUGGAUUCACCUUCGGCGAGGCGUCGACGUUGAAUGAUGGUAGCACAUUGAAGAAGUGUAAGGAUUUCUGUAGUCAGUUGAGGAAUGUGCUGCAGUCACAAUAUUUUGAGGAUCUGUUCAAGGAGUGCGACAAUUUCCUAAAGGAAAUCAGAUGGCCAUUCAUGAAUACAUUGUUAGCCCUCUGGUCGCUGUCGCUCCUGUACCUGCUGCACAUCGCCGUCGUCCGCCUCGACGUCCUGAGGAUUCGCUCCCACCUGAGAUCACCCGCAAGCCACCGCAUCGCCGCGCAGUCGCUCCUCGCCGCCGCACGCGUCAAGGCACUCGCCAACGUCAAGGGAAAAGCCUUGGAUGAUAUUGAUGCCCGCCGUAUCUCUCUUGGUAACCUUGCUGGACAGCUGUCGGGGUUUAUUGGUAGUGGGAAAGAAGUUAAAGAUGCAUUGUUGAAGGGUUUGUACAGCAAUGUCAAUCAGCUUGAAAAGCUUUUAAAUGCAUCUUGCGGAGGUGAGGGGUGUUGUAAGUAUAAUGAUGUAAAAAAUAAGCUUAAUGAUGUCAAUGAUAAACUUAAAAAUCAGCUUAAAGAGGAACAAAAUGUCUCUGAAAAUCUUGUUAACAUCCUUUCUAAGUGCAAUUUAAAGGAUCUUGAUGGUCCCUUAAAUGAGCUUAAUGUGUCAAUUCCUCAAAAAAUUCAGGAGCUUGAAAAUGAUGUUAAGUGUCUUAAAAAUGAAGAUAAAGAGCGUAUAAAACGCAAUGAAACUCCUCAAAAUGCCUCUCAAAUUGACAAGCUUAAUAAGGAUCUUCAGUCUCAUAAGGCUUCCUUGGGGUCUCUUGAGACACUGAAUGAGCUUUGUGGAUAUGCUGAGAAAAUUCAAAAAAAUCUUGUUGACCAAAAUCCUUCAACAUCAUUAUUAAAUAACCUCUGCACAGGCCUCGAAAAAUUUCUCGGCUACGAGAAUGGUAAUUACACCGGCUCCGGCAUCGUGUACUCGGACCUUGACAGGCUCUGCGACGGGGUGAUGUCUUUCCUUCAUGGUGUUUUAGAUAACAUUCAGCCUAAAUUAGGCCAGCAUAAAGGCACUUUAAGUAGCGCACUUAGCAAACUUAAAGACACAAAUCUUAAUGGUAUUACUAAAUACAGGACGGCGAUAGCCGCGGUGGCCAAUAAGGUGAAGCAGUAUAAUGAUGCUGUUAGGCAGUCGAAUGAGAGUGUGAAAAGUGUUAUUAAUACUUUGCGUGAUAGUGUUAAUGAUUCAUUUGUGAAGAGUGUGGAAUACAUAUUGCGUGAAAAUAAUGAUGCAGGUCAGAAGAUUAAUUACAAGGACAAGGACGUCACGGAGGCCGAAAGGCAAAUAGAUCUCAAGCUGGAAGAGUGUAAAAGAAAUGCCGCGGCGUUCAACACAGCUUCUGACCUAGAGAGUAAAAGCAACAUAAACAUGAAAAACGCAGUUAAUGAUCUUAAUCCUAAAUUGCGUGAUCGUGUUCUUGUAGCUGCAAAAGCGGUGAAGCAUGAGACUGACAGGCUCACUGAGCUCUCAACUAGGGAAAGUGAGGAGCUAAGAGAGACGGAAGCAAAAAUUAGGAGCGUUCUUCAGGGCCUUAAUGACAGCGUGAAUCGCAGUAUUACCACGCAGGUGAACAGCCUUGUCAAGUUUUUAUGCAGUGAGGUUUCCGCGAUUAAAGAUAAACUAGUAAGCAUUAGUGAGAUGCUGGGAAAUUAUGUUGAGCAGUUAAAACGAUGGAUCAGUGAUGCCGAUGCUUUCUUCCAGAAAGUCAUGAAGGAUGUACACAAAAUUGAGAAAAAUGCCCCCGGCAUUCUAAACCAAAUGAAUGUUGAAGACAAGGCAAAAGAGUUGCAGAAGAAAGGUGAGGAGUUGCAUCGGCGAUUUGAGUAUGCGAAGAAUGAAGUUGGACAUUUGGUUGACGCAGCGAAAAAGAAAGAAGUCAACGAGCUGGACACUUGGAGCGCCGCGGCCGGGAAGGUUGUGGGAGCGGCGCAGGGGAAGUGUUAUUUAAUACUGGGAAAAUCUGAGAUCAAGGAUAGUGGCGAACCGGAAAUUAAAAAGCAAGCUGACGCAUUGCAGAAAAAAGCCACGGACCUUUUGACUGCGUACAGCCAGGCGCAUACUCAAUUUAUGGGUUUGACUGCAAAAGUUGGCGCCGCCGUUGCAGAGUUGGAAGCCGGCAUGAAAACGGAUUUGGGGAGAAUCAGAGAUAGUAUUGUGCAGAAGAUGAAGCAGCAUGUUGGAGAGAUGCUUAAGGAUAUUAAGGGGAGAGUGGAGAAGAUUAAGGGGAGUGGAACAGAAGGGUUGGAUGGGAUUGAGAGUGGUAUAAAGGGAUAUGCCGCGAAAGUUGGUAGUCAGUUUGAAAAAGAAAUUUUAGAGAAGUGGAUUACGACGAUCGUGGAAGAGGCCGGUGGACCGGUGUACAGGAAUAUUAGUAAUUACCUCGGCGAUACCGGAAACCGUGGUAUGGUGGAUCGGAUCAAGGUACAAAAUGCACUUAAAAGCAACCUCCCAGGAGCUAUUAAAACGGUGUUUCCUGAAGCUGCGACAAAGCAGCUUAAAGACGCAACGGUGGAAAAUAUUGCUGAUAGGUUCAGCGCUUUUGCAGAUCAAGUUGAGAAGGAUCUGGGCAACAAGUCUACCCAGGUUGCAAAUGAGGUUUCGCAACAUGCUGAUCUGAGCGCGGCUACUAGCAAGAAUUAUCUGGAGAUUACUGUCAAACACAUUCUCUACUCCGUCGCUGUGUCCGCGAAGAACUUCGCCUUAGAACUGCAGCGGUUUGCCAGUGAGUCAAAGAUCAGUGAAGUGAGCAAGAUCCUUCCAGUAGCUACAAGCCUUUUCAGUAGUCUCGAAACGGCGCAUAACACAGCAACCAAAAAGCAGGCUGCCAACAGCGACCCUCUUGCCGAGAAAGUUGAGGCCAUUGAGACGGAAGUCAACAAGGGAAUGAAGGACGACGCUGAUCAUGACCUAGAUGUUAAUAAGAACUUCGAAGAAAUCAUGACAGCUUAUGACGGAAAGAAAAACAAUCCAGCAGGUCCACAAGGCCUGUACAGAAAGCUGACUGACCCCUUCAAGGGGAUGAGUGGAUUCAGUCAAGAACAAUCUGAACUUAAAGCAGGAACAGUAGAAAAGGCUAAAAAAAAAGUCCAACAACAUCUCUCCACAAUCGAACAAGAGCUCCAGGCCAUCGCCCACUACGUCGAUAAGGAGAAGAAGGGGACGUCCAUUAGUGAUAAUGACAAUGGCAUCCAGGACUGGUUGAAUGAGUUGAAAACCAAUGGUCUUGGUAAUAAUGAUCAAGAGUGGGGAGAUAACCCCAAGUGUCCCAAAGGCCUCUUGAAGAUCAAGGCGGAGAUUGAGGGGGCGCUCGACGGGAUUAAGAGUAAGGCCCAGCAGGAUUAUCAAGCUGCUGACCAAUAUAUUGGCCAAUUUGCGUCCUUCAAAAGAGUCUCCGAAGAAAUCCAGCAUAACCUCAAAGAGCUAUUGAAAGCGUUUUCCGACGCCGGCAAAGAAGUGAACAAGCAACUCACUGAUUUUAAGAAUGACAAGAUAAGCUUGAGGAAGAACGCGGCUAACAGUCUCCAAAAACUUUAUAAAAAUCUUAGCAUGCUGCAAAGCAAACUCCAAGACGGUCCCAUCGCGCAGUGCACGCGCUUCAUCGACAAGGACGCCGGGUCAAUGGAAACAUACUGUAUUAACACCCUCACGCAAAACGUCAACUCCCAAGUCCAACAUGCUACCGAAACCCUCACCACCCUCGCCAAGAAGCAGUACGUUCUAUCCGUCAAGGGCCUGUUAACUAAGUUCGCCGAGAAGGUAACGGAGGAACUGAGAAGCCACAAAGGAUUUAUGCUACGCAUGGGAGGCGUGGAGAAGCCGGAGACUCCAAGUGGGCAAGAACCUCCGGCACAGAAAACAGACACUUUGCUUGGUAAAAUCCAAGAGGCUGUCGGAGCCUACGACCCAAGUCAGCAAGCUGGGAAAGCUGCAUCCAUGAAGGACACUUUCAUAAAUUUAGUAAAUGCAUUCCACAAAUACUUCACUCCAAUUCACAAGUACAUUAGUGACGAAAUCAAAAAGCAACUUAAAGAAAAGUCUCUGCCUGAGACGGCGGACGACAACCUUACUAAACUCGUAGAUGUACACUCUAAUUUCAACACCCUGCUUGACCACUUUAGGAAAACACAGACUAAGACUGGCGAAAAAACAUACCUUUUCGACCACGAUUUCACCGAUAAACUAGCCGCACUUAAGACACAACUUCAAACAUUCACCUCCCACAAAUUUACCAACCCGCACCAUCCCGAACUACUUGACGCCCUUAAGUGCGGGCUUAAUGACUUUUGCACGCAGCUUGACAAAGUGUAUGUUAAUGCGUAUGAUGGGCAUCCAGAUAAAAUAAUCUGGGACAAAUUGUUAGUUAAUAAAACGUUGGAGGACGGCAAACCAUCCACUGAAAAAGAGCUGACGCCGGAUGGCACUAGGCUGUCCAAGGUGUUGCUCACCGUCACUCCCAUCGUAUGUGACGCGUUAAAUGAUCUUAAGAUGAAGCUUGACGACUGGAAAGACUAUAAAAUAUAUAAUCCAGAUGCCUCCAACCAUAGCCUACAUAGACUUUACUUCCGUGAAAACGGUUACGAUGUUGGCCUUCGCGGAAAUGCAGACAGCGGCGAACUGAAUCACAGAAACAACUUUAAUGGUAGCAGUAUUCUUACUCAUCUAACCACAGGCCAACGUGCGUUGUUUACUUCCAGUUCCACUCCCCAAUCCCCUGGUCUCGAUGACAUACCCGUCGAUGAGGUCAAAGAGGGCGGUUUAAUACCCGAACUUUUUGCCCACCUUACAGAAUUCUUCCAGGUCGGUCACAUAGCCACUUCCUUCUCCAAGAGGGCACCAUGCUCAGUGUACGAGCAGUUAGUGUGGCUCACCGGGCUCCCGCACAAUCCUGUGUACGAAAAGUUGCCUAAACACGUUAGAUCCUUGUUUGAAGUGCCGGAUAAGAAUGAUCCUUCUACUAAGCACGUUAUGCCCAUUGACGCCUCUCCUACAAAAAUUACAGAUGCCUUGACGAUUGAAGCUAUUGAUGAAAUAUGCGGUAAAGCAUACGCCGUGUUGACCACUGUCGUUGGCACCGGUGACGCUGAGUGCGGGUAUGCCUGUGAGUUCCCGAGCAAUUCGUUGGGUCUACAGUAUCCGUCUAAUCCAGCGCAGUGCUUUGAAACGCUCCUUGACAUCCUUCGCCGCCUGUUCCCUCCGCUGAAAUUCCUGUUCACUCAAUGCGGUACGCCGGCGUCUGAACAUGGUUGGUUGCGGUGCCAGUACGGCAAGGAUGUCAAGUCAACCAAAUCGCAAUGCAACGAGCAUACCAAACAGGGAACCAAAGAGCCAACCAAAUGCCUACCCAAAUCGCCCCUUCAGUCGUAUCUAAGUGACAGUUUAAUCGGACACCUUCCACAUAACUUGUCCUCUAUCGGCUGCCAAGCGAAAUGCACCACCUGCCCUGGCGGUAAGCCGGGAAUGCCUUGUAUAACGCCAUUGGGUUUUAGAGGCUUCUCUGGUUCCACCAAAACAGGGGCCUACUUGUCCUCCGUCAUCGGGGAAUUGCUUGAAAUUGAUCAUCUUUCCACCUUGUUUGCCCUUUCAGUCAAAACGCCACGGACGUUGCCAGAGCACUUCGAAUUUGCGUCCGCUCUUGUGCGCGGGUGGCAUAAUAACACAGCUUUCAAUAAACGUGAUGUACAAGAAGCCUUUGAAAAAUCGGUCAAAGAGCUGUCCAUUAAUCUGUAUGAAACGCCUGCCGAACUCACUGAUGCGCUUCGUGAUGCCUACGGUUCUGAAUCUGUUAGUCAUACUAUUUGCGACAAUCCCCAUCUGUUGAAUCUUACAGCUUUUAACACAUGUAACAAAAAUGGAAACCACUGCGCUCCGUAUCUGUCAUCGCUCUGCGGAGGUUACUACACGUGUCUGCCAUUUAAGAAUUCUAGCACGUACUUAUCAUGGGCCAUUUACCUCCCAUGGACAUUCUGGGAUUUACUCAACAAUUUAUAUAAUGCCUUUUGCCAAAUCACUUGUGCAGAUUGGGGAUGCCGUGGAUGUCUCAGAGGAGACAAGUGCAAGCGAGGCAAGCAUGGUGUUGUUGAGGAUGAUAAGCAAGAUGAUGACACAUGUCAGUGUGAAUCAAUAGUGUCCUGCAAAGGAGUAUCAUCCACAUUCUACCAGUACGGAUUCAGCUUCGGCGAGGCGUCGACGUUGAAUGGUAAGACGCCAAAGAAGUGUAAGGAUUUCUGCAGUCAGUUAUAUAAGGUGUUACAAUCACAGUAUUUCAAGGAUUUGUUCAAGGAGUGCGACAACUUCCUAAAAGAAAUCAGAUGGCCUUUCAUGUUAUUAUUGCUAGCCCUCUGGUCGCUGUCGCUCCUCUACCUGCUGCACAUCGCCGUCGUCCGCCUCGACGUCCUGAGGAUACGCUCCCACUUAAAAUCACCCUCAAGCCACCGCAUCGCCGCCCAGUCCCUCCUCGCCGCCGCACGCGUCAGGGCACUCGCCAACGUCAAGUACUUCUCACCGUGA
Molecule: messenger RNA, 11247 nt
Organism: Babesia ovata
Lineage: Eukaryota; Apicomplexa; Aconoidasida; Piroplasmida; Babesiidae
Exons: 4
Coding region: 1-11247 (3748 amino acids)
Molecular function (GO): metal ion binding
Source: RefSeq, a predicted model, not a curated record